Messenger RNA from Saccharomyces mikatae IFO 1815, 1929 nucleotides. Its product is annotated as translation initiation factor 2A. The coding region runs from base 1 to 1929 and encodes 642 amino acids. The record is from RefSeq and is a predicted model, not a curated record. Lineage: Eukaryota; Fungi; Ascomycota; Saccharomycetes; Saccharomycetales; Saccharomycetaceae. Gene Ontology annotation, molecular function: translation initiation factor activity; tRNA binding; ribosome binding. The transcript has a single exon. Gene Ontology annotation, cellular component: cytosolic small ribosomal subunit. Gene Ontology annotation, biological process: translational initiation.
AUGACAUCUCAAUUCUUCCUAAAAACAUCCCAAGAUAUAGAGCUCUUUCAAAGCUACCCUUCUUUUGAGCAAUCCAACACAAACUCCAAGGAUUUCCCAGUCAUUUCCUCGGUUUUAUCGCCAUGUGGAAGAUUUUUGGCUUUAUCUACGAAAGAGAAAGUUAAAGUUUUCACAGGACCAUGUUUUGAUAUUGUUUUAUUAACGAUGAAGUUAACCGACGUAUAUGAUCUGCAUUUCUCCCCUGCAGGGAAUUAUUUGAGCACCUGGGAAAGAGCGUCCGUACAAGACCCAAAUCACAGGAAUGUCAAAGUGUGGUAUUUGAAUAAACCAUUCAAGAAAGACUGCACUCCAGAAGACAUAACCCCCGCUUAUGAAUACCAAGCCAAAUCCCAGAACGGCUGGUUUUUGCAAUUUUCAAAAUUAGACAAUUAUGCACUAAGACUUUUCAAACACGACUUGAAGAUCGUAAAGCUAGGUUCAGACAACGCCGAAAAUUUCGACUUCCAAUCGCCAUUUGCUGUCUUAUCUGAUAGUGAAACUUCCCAACAUUUCACGACUUAUUUGAUUUCUCCAGCAGAACAUCCAACAAUUUGUACGUUCACGCCAGAAAAGGGUGGCAAGCCAGCUCAAUUAACCAUAUGGGCGCUCUCUGAAGGUAAGAUUACUAAAAAAAUUGCUGCCAAAACUUUCUUCAAAGCCGACUCCUGCCAGCUAAAAUGGAAUCCAUUAGGUAAUGCUAUUUUAUGUUUAGCAAUUACUGACUUUGACUCCUCAAAUAAAUCAUAUUAUGGUGAAAACACACUAUACCUACUAUCUUUCCAAGGUGUCAAUGGUACUUUGGGAGGUAACUCCGUGCGUGUUUCUUUGACCACUGGUCCUGUCCACGAUUUUACUUGGUCUCCAACCUCAAGGCAAUUUGGUGUCAUUGCUGGUUAUAUGCCAGCCACCAUUUCCUUCUUCGAUUUAAGGGGUAAUGUCGUUCAUUCACUACCACAACAAGCGAAAAACACGAUGCUUUUCUCUCCCUCUGGUCAUUACAUCCUUAUUGCCGGCUUUGGUAACUUGCAAGGUUCCGUGGAAAUCCUGGACCGUCUUGAUAAGUUCAAAUGCGUGAGUAAGUUUGAUGCUACCAAUACUUCUGUUUGCAAAUGGUCACCUGGCGGGGAAUUUAUCAUGACAGCUACCACUUCUCCAAGAUUGAGAGUGGAUAACGGUGUUAAAAUAUGGCAUGUAUCAGGCUCUCUAGUUUUCGUUAAAGAAUUUAAGGAGCUACUGAAAGUCGACUGGAGGUCAUCAUGUAAUUAUAAGACUUUGGAAAGCAAGGAUGAAACGCUGUUCGAGGACCAUGUCAUUAACAAUUGGGAACCUCUACCUGAAUCCAACACAUCCUCACUAGAUCCUAAGAUAUACAAUAAAUCCGAGUUGCAAAUACAUUCUAGUGUCCAAGAGUACAUAAGCCAACACCCAAGCAGAGAAGCAAUUUCCAACGGAAACGGAUCAAAGGCCAAAUCCGGUGGCGCAUAUAAACCACCUCACGCAAGAAGAACCGGUGGUGGGCGUAUUGUUCCAGGGGUUCCUCCUGGUGCCACUAAGAGGGCCAUUCCAGGGCUAGUACCAGGAAUGACUGCUAAUAAGGACGCCAACACAAAAAACAGAAGAAGAAGAGCCAAUAAGAAGGCAGGUGAAACAUCGCCUGACAACACAUCAGCACCACCUGCUUCUGCUGUCACAAAUGGUGCAGCACCUAAUAAGGAAACUUCUCCAGAAGAAAAGAAAAUAAGAUCCCUAUUGAAGAAAUUAAGGGCUAUUGAAACCUUAAAAGAAAGACAAGCUGUUGGUGACAAAUUAGAAGAUACGCAGAUACUAAAAAUCCAAACUGAAGACAAGGUUUUGAAAGAUUUGGAAAAUUUGGGUUGGAAGGAUGAAUAA